Molecule: messenger RNA, 2926 nt
Organism: Cololabis saira (Pacific saury)
Lineage: Eukaryota; Metazoa; Chordata; Actinopteri; Beloniformes; Belonidae
Gene: itpk1b
Product: inositol-tetrakisphosphate 1-kinase b
Exons: 11
Coding region: 313-1485 (390 amino acids)
Biological process (GO): inositol trisphosphate metabolic process
Cellular component (GO): cytoplasm
Molecular function (GO): ATP binding; inositol-1,3,4-trisphosphate 5-kinase activity; magnesium ion binding
Source: RefSeq, a predicted model, not a curated record
GUGUGAUCAUCCAGUCCAGCUCAGACACAGAAACACCAGCAACAUCUCAACGUGAGUCCACCGUGCCUGUCACCUGUCACCUCGCUUCUCCCCCCCUCUCCAGCGGAUGGACUGAGGAAUGGGACCCUCUCAGAGCUAGUUUGGGAAGAAGACACGAACACAGGGGCGGGACUGCGCUGAAACUACUAGGUUAGUUAGCUCAGUACGGAGGAGCCUCACUUUAUAUCAGCUGCUUCAACGUUUCUCCCUCACUGGGUUGAGCCUCCUGUUGCAUCAUUUUGCCCUCAGAGAAGAAACAGGAGCCCAGCGGAUAUGCAGACUUUCCUGAAAGGCCGGAGAGUCGGCUACUGGCUCAGCGAAAAGAAGAUGAAGAAACUGAAUUUUCAGGCAUUUGCAGAUUUGUGCAGGAAAAGAGGAAUAGAGGUUAUUCAGCUGGAUCUAAGCCAGCCUCUGGAGGACCAGGGUCCGUUGGACGUCAUCAUCCACAAGCUGACUGAUCUCAUCCUGGAAGCGGACCAGAAUGAUUCACAGGCUGUGCUGUUGGUGCAAAGAGUACAGGAUUACAUAGAUGCUCACCCUGAGACUAUAGUGCUGGACCCACUUCCAGCCAUCCGGACUCUGCUGGACCGUUGCAAGUCCUACCAGCUCGUCCGCAGGAUAGAAAGCUGUAUGCAAGAUGAGAGAAUUCUCUCUCCUCCAUUCAUGGUCCUGAACACAGAGUGCAGCCCAGAUGUGCUCGAGCAGAUAAAGAGACAAGGACUCACAUUCCCCUUCAUUUGCAAAACACGGGUGGCUCAUGGAACCAACUCCCAUGAGAUGGCCAUUAUCUUCAGUGAAGAAGACCUGAAGGAUGUGAAGCCUCCGUGUGUAAUCCAGAGCUUCAUCAACCACAACGCGGUUCUCUACAAGGUGUUUGUGGUGGGAGAAUCCUACACUGUGGUGCAGAGACCCUCCCUCAAAAACUUCCCUGCCGGACCUGCAGACAGGAAAGCCAUUUUCUUCAACAGCCACAAUGUUUCCAAACCGGAGUCGUCUUCAGACUUGACCUCUAGAGAGAACGUAGAAGGAGUGUCUCAGCCGCCAAACGAUGAUGUCAUCAGAGAGUUGUCCAGGUCUUUGCGACAGGCGCUGGGCGUGUCCCUGUUCGGCAUCGACGUAAUCAUCAACAACCAAACAGGCCAACAUGCUGUCAUCGACAUCAAUGCAUUCCCUGGUUACGAGGGUGUCCCAGAGUUUUUCAACGACCUGCUGAACCACAUAAGCAGCGUGAUUCAGGGCCACAGCCCUGACUUCGCUCCCGUCAGCGAGCAGUCCAAAGGCCUGCCGGUGAGCUCCACGGUACCCAACGCCACGCCGCCGGCCCCGGGCUGCUGCAGCAGCAUGCGAGGAAAGGAGUUGCAGAGACUGGGCUGCAACUCGGCCAUGUCCCCCAACUUCCAGCAGCACUGUGUCUCCACGAUGGCUACCAAGGCUUCCUCCCAGUGACUGACCCCCCCACCCUACUACAUCUGAUCCUGAACAAAAAAACUAAAAAAAAUUGGAUUACAGUGGUGACAAUGAUAAUAAUAAUUAUUACUAUAAAUAAUCAUAGUAAUUAUGAUGUUAAUAAUAUAUCUAAUCCAAAAACAAGCCUUUUCCUAUAUAGUUGAUGAAAAUAUUGGUGAUUGGGUGUAAAGCUUAUUCUUUUUUUUUCCUCUGCCUUUUUUUUUUUUGUAUUUUUUGUUUUGUCAAAUGACACUUAAACAGUACUGUAAUGUGAACUUUUGGGAACUUUUGCAUAAUAGCUGAUUUUAUGUUUUUAUUUCAUUUUUCUUGUGUGUGAGAUCUCUGUAAUGAAUGGGUCCAGAUGAGGUAGCUAAGGGAAUGGCCUAUGAUCCAGACUGGAGAAAGAUGCGCCACUAAACGUGCAAUGAAUGACCCCCAAUUGAUCUCACGCGCACACAUUUACCCGCAGACACGUUUAAACUGCAACGUAUCAAGCCAACGAUGUUUGUGUGCGUUCCGUAUUCUGGUCAAUACCACUGAUGAAGAGGAGAUGGUCGGGCAUUUGAACACUACUCCACCGAUGGCAGGCUGCUGUGUGACUGAGCCCAGUCGACAGCAGAGAACGUCACAAGUCUGAACGUGAAUAAGAGAGUUCUGUCAGUUGGGAAGGUGUGUGAGCUGAUGUUUUUUUGUUUUGUUUUUUUCUGAGUGCCAUCAAAUUGACUUUGUAAGGAGGACAUCUGAAGAAAAGUUAAUAACUGAGAAGAAUAAUCACCAUAACUAUGUGACCAAGGAUUGUGUUUUUUGUUUUGACUUGUUUUUUUUUUCUUUUUUUUUUUCUUAAGUAUUUUUCUGCAUGCCAGAUGUUUGGUGUUCAACAUCCAAACAUCGUUUGAGCCUCAGUACGAGUCGUUCCAACGAUGGAGACAAGGAUCACAUUCCCUUCUUCUGCGUCUGUGGAUGUUUUCAGAAAAAUUCCAUGAUUUUUUUUUUUUUUUUUUUUUUUUAAUUCCAGUGAGAUCUUGUGAGAUUUCAUCUCCUUAACUCCAUGUGUCUUGAGUCUGAUGCGAGCAAACCCUUUUUCUCCCUUGCCAACUUGAUGGAUCUAGAAAUUUCAGUCUGCUGUGGAGCUCAUCAGCUUUGAUUAUUUUAUUCUAUUUUUUUAAUUAAGUGAAAUUAGAGCUUUGAUAUCAACCUAAAUUGGGUAUUAAGUAUUUGUGUGAUCGUUUAAUAACAAUUGAAUUAAUUGUUGAGCUUUAUUGUCACACAGCACUUCGUGCAGAAUAACCACGGUCAACCAAAUCACCAGUCCGGUUGGUUCCUGUGUUUCCAGCUGCUCCGUGUUCUGAUCCAGCUGCUGUAUUUGUAUCAUGUUUGAAGAGAGCAAGUCGCGCUGUUGUUCCCAUUGUUCACUGUGAGAUGAUUCUCUUCUUUUUCUUAA